This is a messenger RNA of Xiphophorus maculatus (southern platyfish), 3099 nucleotides long. RefSeq names its product cell adhesion molecule 2-like. Gene Ontology annotation, biological process: T cell costimulation; cellular response to lipopolysaccharide; positive regulation of T cell proliferation. Bases 115 to 1041 code for a protein of 308 amino acids. Gene Ontology annotation, cellular component: external side of plasma membrane. The record is from RefSeq and is a predicted model, not a curated record. NCBI's taxonomy places the organism in Eukaryota, Metazoa, Chordata, Actinopteri, Cyprinodontiformes, Poeciliidae. The transcript has 9 exons.
UUACUCAUACUGAAAGUGAAACUAAAAACAGCAUAGCCUAUAGGCUGCAGCUGCCGUGUCAUUACCAUUCAUGUAGAACUCACGGGUUGACAGAGGAGCUUGUGGUAAAAAGACAUGGCCUCCAGUAUUCGCCUCCCCUUUUUGAUCAUUUGCUUCUGUUGCUGUUAUGGACAUGCAAAAUCCUUCGUCAAGGUGGUAUGUGAUGAAACAAGCAUUGGUCAGGUCGGCCAUCAGUCUAUGCUGACCUGUAAGGUUGAAACCACACAAGAGACAAACGGUUUAACGAUCACUGUGGUUGUCUGGAAAAAGAAAGGAGAUGAUCAGUUCUUAUCAGUUCUUGAUAAGAGAGAUGGCAACGAAAAUAUACUCCAGCCCGGCUACAAGGUUGCCUUGAACAACAGGACCAUAUCUUUGGUCAUCACUGACACUAAAGUGAAAGACGAGGGAGAAUAUACAUGCCAGGUGGCGACAGACAGUGGUCACGCCAUCGAGUCAACAAACUUCAAAGUGACAGCCAAAUACCAUCCCCCAACUGCAAACAUCAGUGAUGAGAAAGGCAUUCCAAAGUCUUUGUUUUGUAAGGCUACUGGUGGCUACCCAGCAGGUAAACUGCGCUGGUUUGAUGAAAACCAAACGGAGUGGACGAAAAGUGCAAAGCUAACAGUGAACCAGAUGGAGGAUGGUCUGUCUGAACUCUCCAGCGAGCUGCUUUUGAAGACAGGAUCCACGUUCUCUGAGUACACCUGUGUGGUCUACAAUGCCAGCGACAACAGAGAGGACUCAGUUGCAGUAAAAUUAAAAUCUACAGGACCGGAACCAUCAAAGCAACUUUCGGAAAUAAUUGCUCCAGUCUUGGUCGUUGGGUCGCUGAUUGUGGGGUUGCUGCUCGUACUGUUAAUCUGCAGAAAACGUUCCCAAAAAAAAAACCGGAGGCCCUCAACCGCUCCUCUUAUGGGGACACAUGACAUGGUUCCCCAUUCAAACCAAGAAAUCGAUCCACCUCCUCCUUACUAUGAGGAAGUCAAAGACAGCAUGGCCUAAGGAGACCCAACGAGCUGCAUUUAUGUAUUCGCUUUCUACCAACCUCCAAAAUUAGCAUUUCCUUCUUUGCUAACCUCCACAUUCAUGAUAUAACUUUCUUACAAUGUAAAACUGUGCAUAGUCAGGGAUAACUUGUACUGUGAUUCACCAGUAAAUUCCCAAUUAAUCUGAACGCAGCAGAAAUAUUGUUAAAGAGAGAUUACAUCAAGUCUGAAAACAAGAUGGGCCAGUUGAGUGGAGAAGAAGCUGAAAGGAAGGGGGUACACAUUUAGGUCCAGACAUGUUAAAACAACACAAAAUGUGAUACUGGAUUAUAGUUAUUACAGGAGGACUUGGUGCAACCAGAGUAGUGGCGGAUGUUCAGGGAAAUAUGAGAAGACAGACACGUCGGAGUUUGGCCCACACUCUGUAGCCUUUGGCAGCUCAGCAGAAGUUUCUUUGUUUUCCUUCAACUUUUUUGUGAUGUUAUGUAAGAGGUAUGAGGAAAGCACUGCAUUGGAUUAGAGGGUAGCUGUGAAUAUACCUACUAGCUUAUGUGCAUUUUACACUGAGUGCGCUACACAUAGACAUUUUGAGUGUGUUUGUGUGUAUGCGUGUGUUUUUAGAUGAGAAGUCCUUUCAAUUUUGUCAUUUUUUUUACAAGCUUUGGCAAUUUUGUUUCUCCUAAAAAUGGAAAACAUUGAAAGACGUUUUUAUUUUUAAAGAAUACAUCUCUAUAACCAACUGUCCAGCAAAGUCUUCUCCUACAGGAGGUAAUAAUUCAUUCAGAAAGAUGAGCCGCGCACUAUUAGACAAAAACUAGGAUUGUAACCUGUAAACCAGAGAUCAUUUUUCUUCUGUGAAAUUCAUUGUGUCUGCAGCUGCUUCUUUGUGUGAACUAUAAAACUGUGCCAACACUCUUCUAAAAGAUGUGUGUACCAAUUCUUUGAAAAUGACUGAUGUGCUUGUUAAAAGUUUUAUGGAGUGAAUCACUUUUGAAUCAAAGAAAAGUGCAUGUCAGUCUUUGGUGAAAGCUUGGCUUUCGUAUGUGUGAUGUUGUACUUAGUACCAGAUUUAAUUUUCUUUUUCUUUCUCCCAAAAAGAUAUCAGAUGAUGGCCCAUUAUCAUUAUAGAAAAAAACAACCUAUUCUUCCCUAAAGCCAAAAGAAUUGUCUUUUGUGGUUUGGAGUAAUGUGAAACUGCACUUAUGUAACCUUUAAUCAAUUUGAUAUCUUUUCUCCAUCAUUGGUUUGGUGUCAUCCUUUUUGCUACAUUCUCUAAAGAGGAUACAGAACGGGUGCUGAGUUAUUGUACAGAUGUUUUUAUAGUGAAACGGAGAAUGUAGCAGGUUCACAGGUCUAGUUAUGAACACGGACAUCUCUGCUAGUCUAUCAGUAAUCUUGUAUGCUAAUGAUUAACAGCUUCUAAAGAAAAGCACCAAAAAAAUCAAGGUUUCAGGGUUUUUUUGGCUAAUCAAUCAUGUGGGUUAUGUUUUUGUUAUAUUUUCAUAACUUUAUCCUGUCUGUACAACACGUCAGUGACCAUAAAGCUCUAACCACUGCUGCAUCGCAUGAUUUAACGUCUACUGUAUAAAUGUUUUGAGUGUGAUUAAAAUUAAAUGAAAAGUUUCAUUGAUGAAAAAUAUGUAUAUUUUUAUACUUCUUCUGUUUUGAUGGUUUCGGGAUAUUUUACGCAGUUCCUUUUUUAUUCAGUUCAUUGAGUGGAUGUGCUAAAAAUCCCAUCUAAUUAUUAUGCUGACGAAAGCUGUAUCUUGUGCUUUCACAUGUGACCGGUAAACUUUUUCUUUUUUUUUAACAUGUUUUGGUCUGUUUGGGCUGUUUCUGAUGAAAGUAUGUUUCUGGAUUUUCCCAAUGCUCUCCAGGGACUCAGAUAAUUUGGCAUCUAUCUUAUCCUGUAGUCAGAAUGACCCUUUUGGUUUCUUUUCUUUCUUUACUUUCUCUUUCAUGGAAAUGGUCUCUAUGUAACUACUGGGCCUCCUGCUUGUACAGCUUUCACUGUUUCUUAUGUAUUAUGCCUGUUUUGAAAAUGAUUAAUAAAUUUUCAUUGUUGAAAAACUAA